AUGGAUUCAGUCCUCAGUCCAGUCUCCUCUGAUGCCUCCAUCUUGGCCCUUGGUCCAAUCCCUACCAUCUACAACACUCCAUCACUCACUGCUGGCCUCGUCUGCCGUGUCAUAUUUGGCAUCAUCGCCAACCUCGUCUGCCUCGUCCCCUUGAAGCUGCUCUACCGUAACGGAGAGUUCGCCGCCGCCGUCUUCAUCCUCAACGUCGAGUUGCAGAACGUGCGUAACAUUGUCACUGCUCUCAUCUGGCGCAACGACGAUGUGAAAUCUUGGUGGCCGGGCUACGGCCUGUGCGACCUCGACGCUUUUGUGCACAACUUUUGCAUCAGCCUCUAUGCCACAUGCUUGUUGGCCAUUAUGCGGAACCUGGCCAUCCAGGUCGGAAGUCUGAGAGCCAGCCCCCCAUCUAGGAGGGAGAAACGAAAGCGAAACAUCAUCCAAGCUCUCAUCAUCUUCCCGCUACCACUUGUGCAGGUUGCCUGGACGUAUCCCCUUGCACAGCAGCGAUAUUACGUCGGCACUCUGGUUGGGUGUUUCUGGCCGAAUGCUGCCGCCUGGCCUACUAUCGUUUUUGAGAUUCUCCCACCGGCAAUUGUGUCGGUCAUGACUGCUGGCUAUGCAAUCUUCAUUUACAUACGCUUCCGUCAGAUCGCCAAGGCAACUCGGUCCGCCCUCUCCAACAACCCCCUUGCUCACGUCCGCAACCAGCGAGCCCGCCGCCGCCUCUAUCUCAUGGUCAUCUCCAUCCUGAUACCCUUCCUUCCCACUACCCUCGCCAUGGCAGCCUUCAACAUCAUCAAUUCCAGUCCCUUGGAACCUUUCGACUUCAACGCCAUCCAUAGUAACGAACGAAGCCUCCCCUGGGAUACUAUUAUCUAUCUGUCGAGCAGCCACAUAGGAUGGGUGAUCAUGAACAUCUGCUACGUACCCAUCAUAACAGCUAUACCAGUGUUCGUUUUCUUUGGCAUGACUAAAGACGCCAUGAAUUGCUAUCGAGUGAUACUCUUAUAUGUGGGACUUGGGAAAGUGUUUCCCAGUCUGUACGAAGAGUAUAAUCCGGACUCAAGAGCGCUGGCAUCGUUGUCCAACGGCUGCUCAAACAGCUACACGGCAUCUUCAAGGUAA
This is a messenger RNA of Trichoderma virens Gv29-8, 1125 nucleotides long. RefSeq names its product putative mating type pheromone G-protein coupled receptor. Bases 1 to 1125 code for a protein of 374 amino acids. Gene Ontology annotation, cellular component: membrane. The record is from RefSeq and is a predicted model, not a curated record. The transcript is spliced from 2 exons. Gene Ontology annotation, molecular function: mating-type factor pheromone receptor activity. Gene Ontology annotation, biological process: G protein-coupled receptor signaling pathway. Lineage: Eukaryota; Fungi; Ascomycota; Sordariomycetes; Hypocreales; Hypocreaceae.